This is a messenger RNA of Mytilus trossulus (common blue mussel), 455 nucleotides long. RefSeq names its product adhesive plaque matrix protein-like. NCBI's taxonomy places the organism in Eukaryota, Metazoa, Mollusca, Bivalvia, Mytilida, Mytilidae. The coding region runs from base 33 to 455 and encodes 140 amino acids. The transcript is spliced from 14 exons. The record is from RefSeq and is a predicted model, not a curated record.
UAUAAACUGACAGUUUGUGAACAUUCAUUCUGAUGUCUUCGUUUUAUAUUUCAGUAAAGAAAGUAAAGAAAAUUGAGCCGAAAGUAAAGAAAAUUAAGAUAGUUAAGCCAAAGGUGACGAAUACUACGAAAAUUAUGCCUAAAGAAAAGAAAGUUAAGAUAGUUAAGCCAAAGGUGACGAAUACUACGAAAAUUAUGCCUAAAGUGAUGAAAAAGACGAAAAUUAUGCCUCAAGUUAAGAAAGAUAAGAUAGUUGAGCCAAAGGUGACGAAAAUUAAGAAAAUAAUGCCCAAAGUAACGAAAACAACAAAAAUUAUGCCAAAAGUAAAGAAAGUGAAGACAAUCAAACCGAAAGUGACGAAAGCUACAAAAAUUAUGCCAAAAGUGACGAAAACUACAAAAAUCAUGCCUAAAGUAAAGACAGAGGAAAUAAUUAAGAAAAUACUAGGUUAUUGA